GCGACGCAGACAGUCGGCCAAAAAACGAAAAGCUACCGAAGAAGCAGAUGCAGAAACAGAAGUCGGCCAUCAAAAGAGAUCAAGAGGAGAGCAAGAGCAGGAGCCAGAAGCACGUCCAGCUCCGUCCCUUGCCUUCCCAGGGAUGAUAAUCGCUGCCAGCAGCUCCACCUCUUCGCCGCUGCCGUAUUCGGUUACAGCCCCAGUUGCAGUUGCAGUUUCUUCCAAAUCACAGCCCAUUAGAAAACCUAAGCUGCGAAAAUGUCUGGUCAAAAUCAACCGGGGAGUGGUCAAAAAGUGGAUGGCAGCGAACGUACGAAAGCAGCCAGCAGUCGCACUACAGCAACCACGAUCAGAACCACCAGAAGAGCCGGCUCCAGAGCCACAAAUUGAAGAACCAGCAGCAGAGCCAGCAAGGGUUCAAGUGCCAGAGCCAGCUCCAGCUCCAACCCCAGCACCAUCUCCAGCUCCAAAGAAAGCGCCGCAGACAGCACGAGCACCAGUCGCACCAGUUGACAAGUCAGAUUCGGUAUCGGUGUCGGUAUUGGCUCAACCAGCACAGAAAAAAACCCAUGGUGUUCUGGCGAUGAAACUUCCGAUUCCCAUACCCGUUAUGGAAAUAAAAACGGAAAUAGAGGAAGUGCCGCCCGAAGUGCCAAUGGAAGAAGAUACAUUGGGAGCCUUACCCGUACCCAUACCCAUACCCACACCCACACCUAUAGCCACACCCAUAACCAUACCCACGGCUCCGGAAGCUCCUGAAGAGGCGACGCCACCUCAGGAGGUGGUUCCACUUCCACCCACCACAUCGAGUUUUCAGACAAUUCGCAUAAGUGCGCCUCCGCCCUCGGCUGGCAGACUGGUCAGCUCGCUGCUAUCAGCCAGCUCGGCCGAAUCCAGCCAGAACCCUGGCAAUACCAAGAUUUUCUCCUUCCUGUAUCCGCACCGCUAUCAGCGAUCGUAUGGCGACGUGGGGCUGGACUUUUGCUGCCCCAAUCUGGAUGGACCGAUGCGAGCCAUUGACCCGACGCGUUUGCAUGCCACGGCGCAGGUGCCUGUGCUGGAGCUGCCGCAGUUCAUGGUUAUCACGACGAAGAUCAUCUCCAAGGCGGAUAAGGAUCUGCCCCACAAGGUGCGUGCGAAGCUGGCGCAGCUGGAUAAGACUGGAGGGAAGUUGGUGGGGCAGACGGUGCGCAUGAGCAUAGACUCCAGUGAGCCGUCGAUUCUAGUGGCAGUGCCGUCGUCCACCCUUGGUCCGGCUCCUCGGACUCUUCCCGCCUUAAUUCCCAUUUCUAACCCUCCGCCACCCACCGCACCACCUGCGCCCACCGCUCCACAUGCACCCACCGCUCCACCUGCACCCACCACAGCUCCUGCACUUCCAGUUUCUCAUGAUGACAUCGUUCAAUCCUUGACCAAGCACUUGCCACGUGGAACGACACUAACCAAAAAGGUCCUGCCGCCUGGGGCUGCCCUACCCGCUGCUGCCAGCUCGUCGAUGGUGGCUAGUAUGCCACCUGCCCUGAUCCAGCUGCCGCCAAUCUGCCCCAAGGACAAACAACGGGUGGAGCUGCAGACACGAGUUCAGAUAUUCGACCUGGUGCUCCAGAUCCUAAGCAGACGCGCAACCACACUGACCAAGGUAGAGCGACAGCGCACCAUUGAGGAGAUUGUGAUGACCAGCACCCUAAUGCCCAUCGACGUUGAUGUGGGCACCAAGCUCCUUGAGAACUACGUCUAUUACCUCAACCGAGCUACUAACAUCCAGACGCUCCUGCCCUCGCUUUGCCUCAACCCUGUGGUAACAACAGCUGCUACUCAGAGUGCGCCCACAGUCGCCAGUCUUGUCGGCAUCCCGGCGGUGGCCAAGAGUAAAGUCAGCACUGCAUCUGCAUCUGCAACUGCAACUGCAACCCCUUCCGCACCCGCACCAGCAACGAAGAAGCCAGCACAAAAGCGCAGUUCUCUGCCAGCCGGCAUUCCGGUGUACGAUUCGGAGAAGAACAUCAUUGGAUAUCAGUGCCCGACACCGAACGCUUCGUUUGUCACUCGACCAACGCCCAUGGCCAGCAGGACUCCACUGGGACCCUCCGCCUCCACGGCAGCCCAUGGUGGAAGCAAGUCGGCCAGAUCGAGUGUGCAGCUAAAACAGAACAAGAAAACGAAAACUACGGCUGGAAUGCCUAUGAAAGCAGGACCAAAAGGCAGCACUGGAAAUAGAGUUGGUUCAGGGACGAUCAUUUCCAUUCACCCAGAACAGAAAACACUCCCUGCAAGGCCAGGUGUAGCCCAAACGAUUGCUGCAUUAUCGGAGACUCCUCAGCCCAAUGCGGUGGCUGUGCCUGUCCCUGUGCCUGUGCCGGGGUCAACGUCAAAGUCUGCUGCCCCAACAUCGAGCGGGCGAUCCGCUGGAUUGAAUCAAACGCGCAGUCCGAAUGUGUUUAUCAUUAACCAGAUGUCCCCCCAGGCAGAGGAGAUCAUACUGCCCGAUUCCAACAAUGUUGUGCCAAUGGAAGCGGAGAUCAAGGUUGGGCAGGUCUUGAGUGUAUAAUUGAUUAAAAAAGAGAAAAGGAAAAGUAUUCUAAGUUACUUUAAAACGUUUUUGAUUAAGAUGAAUUACUCAAAUGCAUCGUUGAUCGCAAGAAGAGAAUUAUGUAGUUCUACAAAUGAAGAAACAAAUUAUUGUUAAAAUAAAUGGAUGUAAUCAACUGUUUUUUAAUCUAAA
Messenger RNA from Drosophila miranda, 2722 nucleotides. Its product is annotated as mucin-2-like. NCBI's taxonomy places the organism in Eukaryota, Metazoa, Arthropoda, Insecta, Diptera, Drosophilidae. The coding region runs from base 143 to 2548 and encodes 801 amino acids. The record is from RefSeq and is a predicted model, not a curated record. The transcript is spliced from 2 exons.